UCGCAAUUGACAUGCUAUUAUAGUCAACGAACCGUUUUUUUGCACAGAUUGAAAAUAAGGUUUAUGAACAAGUUUGCCAUGCGUGAAACCAAAAAUCCACUGUAGCCUGAAGACACCAUUCUCCCAAGUAGACUGAAACAGCAGAGUGACAACAACAGACCCCCAACACUACCAGACCCACACACACUCCUCCAGAGGUGUGAACAGGCCGAGGCAGGGAUGGAGCAGGAUGGUCAGCCGGGGUCGGAGAGCCCCAACCUGGCCUCCCUCCGCUCGGAGGCAUCCGUGAGCCAGGCGGACGACGUGGAGCCCACCUCCACCAGCUCGGCCGUCAACAAGAGGAGGAAGAAGAGGAGGAAGGAGCCGCGUCCCGAGUCCAUCAUCGUGUACCGCUCGGACGCCGACAGAGUGCUGGACGAGGAGCAGGGGGGAGAGGAGGAGAGGGACAGGGCCUCCGAGGAGGGGGCCAAGUUUCUGACCACGCCCACAGGUGAAGGUGAGUGGAGCCUGCCUCCAGACAGCCGCUACGUGACACUGACGGGCACCAUCACGCGCGGCAAGAAGAAGGGUCAGAUGGUGGACAUCCACGUGACGCUGUCGGAGAAGAAGCUCCGCGACCUGGCCAAGUCCAAGGAGCGGCUGGACGCCGAGUGCGAGCGGGACGGGCGCUCGCGGCGCUCCUGCGGCCUGGGCGUGGGCCAGGGCCCGCACGUGGUCCUGUGGAGCCUGUCGUGCGCGCCCGUGGUCUUCCUCCUCUCCUUCAUCACCUCCUUCUACUACGGCACGCUCACCUGGUACAACGUCUUCCUGGUGUACAACGAGGAGCGGACGUUCUGGCACAAGAUCACCGUCUGCCCGUUCCUCAUCAUCUUCUACCCCAUGCUCAUCAUGGCCGUGUCGGUGUCGCUGGCCGUCUACUCGGCCGUGGUGCAGGUGUCGUGGGCCUUCGGCGAGUGGUGGCAGGCCGUGCGGGACCUGGAGAAGGGCUUCUGCGGCUGGGUGUGCGGGAAGAUGGGCCUGGAGGACUGCUCGCCCUACAGCAUCGUGGAGCUGCUCGACUCGGACACGUUCGUCGGCGGCCUCCAGGGGAAAGCUCCCGGGGAGAACCUGCAGACGUCCUCCGUCUAA
Sardina pilchardus (European sardine) is the source of this 1128-nucleotide messenger RNA. RefSeq names its product transmembrane protein 169b (gene tmem169b). The record is from RefSeq and is a predicted model, not a curated record. Lineage: Eukaryota; Metazoa; Chordata; Actinopteri; Clupeiformes; Clupeidae. The transcript has 3 exons. Bases 220 to 1128 code for a protein of 302 amino acids.